Messenger RNA from Ziziphus jujuba (common jujube), 2033 nucleotides. RefSeq names its product butanoate--CoA ligase AAE1. The coding region runs from base 291 to 1934 and encodes 547 amino acids. Lineage: Eukaryota; Viridiplantae; Streptophyta; Magnoliopsida; Rosales; Rhamnaceae. The record is from RefSeq and is a predicted model, not a curated record. The transcript is spliced from 2 exons.
CUUUUAUUUUUAUUAGUAUUUUUCUUUUCAUAUAUAUAUAUAUAUAUAUAUAUGUAUCGGCUUAUGCUUCUCUGACUCAGAUCGUACUCAUCCAAUUUAUUGGCAUUCUAUAUGUGUGUGUGCGUGUGUACGUGUGUGUGUGUGUGUGUGUGUGUGUGUGUACGUGUGUGUGUGUGUGUGUGUGUGUGUGUGUGUGUGUGUGUGUGUACAAAGACUGAGUAUGGAUCUAUAUAUUCCAGUAUAUCAUGUCGUGUAAGGAGGAGUAGCCUAGAAAUAAGGUAUAGUUAGAAAUGAAGGGUGUUCUCCGGUGCUCAGCGAAUUACAUACCCUUGUCCCCGAUAAGCUUCUUAGAGCGAGCAGCUCUUCUUUAUGGAGAUAAGGUUUCGAUCAUUUACCAAAAUAUCAGAUUUUCUUGGAAAGAAACUCAUCAAAGAUGCCUCGACUUCGCUUCUGCUCUGGUGCAGUUAGGGAUUUCGCCGCUUGAUGUCGUUGCGGCUUUUGCACCCAAUGUUCCUGCUAUGUACGAGCUUCAUUUCGGAGUUCCAAUGGCAGGUGCAGUUCUCUCAGCUCUAAACACAAAGCUAGACCCAACAAUGCUAGCAGUUAAGUUAGAGCAAUUGGAGGCCAAAAUCAUACUUGUACAUCAUCAGUUUGUCGACGUUGUUCUUAAAGCACUUGACAAACUAAGGAAACGAAAAUUCAAGCUUCCAACUCUUGUUCUAAUCCCAGAAGAAGAAUUCGAUUAUCAAACACCAACUCCCAUUAAUGCAGCAGAUCUCCCAACAGGUAGCUUGAAUUACAAUCAACUUCUGGAAAUGGGGAAACUUGAUGAUCAGUUUGAGAUUAUACGCCCAAACAAUGAAUGCGAUCCGAUUACAGUGAAUUACACUUCUGGAUCAACAGGGGAUCCCAAAGGAGCAGUGUACAGCCACAGAGCUGUAUAUCUCAAUUCACUGGCAGCAAUUUUCAACUUCAACAUGGAAAUGACACAAAAGCCCGUGUUUCUAUGGACGGUCGACAUGUUUCGCUGCAGUGGAUGGUGCUACACUUGGGCUAUUGCUGCUCUCGGUGGCACCAAUGUCUGCCUCACAACUCUCUCAGCCAAGGUCAUAUUUGAAGCAAUUGCUCUUCACAAAGUAACCCAUUUGUGUGGAAAACCCAUCAUUUUAAACAUAAUUGCGGACGCCUCGGAUACUGAUCAAUUAAUCCCACUUCCAUCAAGAGUGGAAAUCAUUGUUGCUGGUGCAUUGCCAGCCCCAAAAAUUCUAAUGACGGUGAUGGAGAUGGGUUUCAAUAUCAGCCAUGGAUAUGGCAUGACAGAGGUCCUUGGUCCAGCAAUUGUUACACCAUGGAAACCUGAUGAAGACCAUCAUUUAUCGAACUAUUCGAAUGGCGUUCACAAUGUCAUGCUGGAAGGGAUCGACGUGAAAGAUUCAAACACAAUGGAAAGUGUACCAUUUGAUGGGAAAACGAUGGGGGAGAUAAUGUUCAGAAGCAAUACAGUGAUGUUGGGGUACCUGAAAAAUUCAGAGGCAACCCAAGAAGCUUUUAGAGAUGGAUGGUAUAGAACUGGGGAUCUUGGAAUCAGACACCCAGAUGGGCAUAUCCAAAUGAAAGACAGAGCAAAGGACAUUAUCCUUAGUAAAGGAGAAGCAAUUAGCACACUCGAAGUGGAGGCAGUGUUGCUUAGCAAUCCAAAGGUAAUGGAAGCUGCCGUUGUGGGACAAAAUGAAGUCGCUUUUGCUUUUGUGAAGUUGAAGGAAGGGUGUUUUGCAAGUUCCAAAGAGAUCAUAAAGUUCUGUUCGGAGAAUUUGCCUGCUUUUAUGGUUCCUCGUGAUGUAAUAUUUGGUGAUUUGCCGGCCAACUCCACUGGAAAGGUACAGAAAUCUGUUCUUAGAGAGAGGGUUAAUUUCAUAGAGAGCCAAGAUAGGUAAGAUAGAAAGAUUAGUUGUUUUAAAUUGACCAAAACAGAUUGUUAAUUUGUUUUUAACUCUUUCUUACACUUAAAGAUUUCUAGCAUUACAUAUUGUUAA